Molecule: messenger RNA, 1644 nt
Organism: Guillardia theta CCMP2712
Lineage: Eukaryota; Cryptophyceae; Pyrenomonadales; Geminigeraceae
Exons: 16
Coding region: 1-1644 (547 amino acids)
Molecular function (GO): protein binding
Source: RefSeq, a predicted model, not a curated record
AUGCUUGACAACUCUGGCCCCAUUGCACGCACAGCACCAGCUCCGUACCAGAUUGUUGACUGUGAGAAGCGGAGUGUUGCGGGCUUGACUUGCAACUCUGUGAUCCAGAGCAACAUGGAGCCUGCGGGAAACAACAAUUGCGCUAUUGUUCCCAGCAGUGAUGCUGUGCAUAGAUUCGCUGGUUUUGACAAGGCCCUUCCUAAGUCAUGGCAUGCCGCACGUGUUGCCUCGGAAGGUUGUACAACUGAGUGGUUGGAGAGCUAUGGGAAUGAAAUGAAUCCAAGGCACUACACGUACUGCUGCCCCGGCCGUGAUUCCGCCGGGGGGAGGGGAAGACGAUACGUAACUAGUCGUAUCUUUGACAUGGAUUCGCCCACGUCUCCUACUCCAAGUAGUCCAGCGGGGGUAGAUCCAGCUGUGAAGAUCAUUAUCUCCAAGAUCAAACUAGGCAAGGACAAGGAAGUGAAGGAAAUCAUCGCAAGCAACCCUUCGAUUAUCAAGACAGCCACUGAUACCAGCACCAACACCACUCUCCUUCAUCUCGCUGCUCUCAAUGGCCAUAAACGAAUUGUCAAAGAGCUUCUUCGGCAUACGGAGUACUUUGAUCCGUACGCGAAGAACAUCAAAGGGUUGACAGCAGUCGACCUUGCUCGAGACUUCAACUACAAUGAUUUAUCAGACUACAUCAAGAGCAAACUUCCCGGGAUUGAAGAAUCGCAUCCAAAGGCUGGUGCAGGGCAGUCGUUGAUGGAGAGGCGAAUGGACCAACUGGACGACGUGAGCGAGGAUCUGAUCAGAAUUCAGAAUGAAAGGAGAGAGCUUGAAGCGGAGAUCGUUGCUGCAAGAUCUGAGGAUUCCAAGGUUGAUCAUCAGGAAGACCCUGCCGUCAUUCAGAAGAUGAUCUCAGAGAAGGAGGAGCGAGAGCGGAUUGAAAAGGAAUUGAGGCAGCGCAUCGAGUUGUUGGAGUUGGAAGCAAAAGCUGAACAAGAACGUCGAGAUCGAGAAUACGAGGCCAAGUUGAAAGAGCUAGAAGCCGUUGCGAUACAGAAGGAGGAGGAGCGUGCGAGGAUCGAGCAGGAGAAGGCGCAGCUGGAGAAGGAGAAGGAAGAAUUUGAGCAUAGGAUGCAGACUCGACAGCGAGGACUGCAAGACCAUGCCGAGGAGGUCAAGCAGGGAAAGGAGGAGGCAGAGAGCAACUUGAUGGAGAAAGAUCGAAUGCUUGAGAGCAAACAGGAAGAGCUCAGCAGAGAGAUCGCCAAGAAGAAUGAGAUUCUUGCAGAACUUGCGCAGCUCAAGUCUCUGAUCGCUCAGACUAAAAAAGCAGCAGAAGAUCACGAGAAGACAUCGCCAGAGGAUAGCAGAGACGAGGAAGGCAGCAAGAAGCCUCACAUAGACGUGAAGUCAGAGAAGGAUCGGCUAAUCUCCGAGUUUGAGAAUCGGAGAAAGGAGCUGGAGCAGCAGCAGAAGCAGGAACAGGAGCGGCAAGAGCGGCUUCUGAACGAGCUGCUCGACAUGAAAAGGAAGAAGAAGAACGCCAAGUUGAACAGGAACAGCACUUUCUCUUCCUCAUACUACUUCUCUCCUUACUUGGGCAACAGGAACACAAGCAGUCCCGAGGGCGACGAGCAGGAGGGAGCAGACUAG